CCAUUUCUUUCUCUUCGAGUCCUUGUCAAGAAGGACGCCCACACACUCAUCAAGAUGCCGUCUGAAAAGCAUAAGAACCCCAUGCGUGAAGUGCGCAUCGGCAAGCUCUGCCUCAACAUCUGCGUCGGCGAGUCAGGCGACAAGCUGACCCGUGCUGCCAAGGUGCUGGAGAGCCUGACGGGACAGAAGCCAGUGUUCUCCAAGGCCAGAUACACCGUGCGAUCCUUCGGCAUCAGGAGGAAUGAAAAGAUUGCCGUCCACUGCACUGUGCGGGGACCCAAGGCUGAGGAGAUCCUGGAGAAGGGACUGAAGGUGCGUGAGUACGAGCUGAGACGUGACAACUUCUCACAGAAUGGCAACUUUGGUUUUGGUAUCCAGGAGCACAUUGACUUGGGCAUCAAGUACGACCCUGCCAUCGGUAUCUUUGGUCUGGACUUCUUCGUCGUCCUGCAACGGCCUGGUUACCGUGUGGCCAAGAGGAGACGUUGUCCUGGCAAGAUCGGUCCACAGCACUGCCUGGUGAAGGAGGACGCCAUCAAAUGGUUCCAGACCAAGUAUGAGGGUGUCAUUCUCCCUGGAAAGAAAAAGUAAAUGUUGACCAGAUUCUAAAUAAAGUAAGGUUGAAGAACAA
Scylla paramamosain (green mud crab) is the source of this 631-nucleotide messenger RNA. RefSeq names its product large ribosomal subunit protein uL5-like (gene RpL11). Gene Ontology annotation, molecular function: RNA binding; structural constituent of ribosome. The record is from RefSeq and is a predicted model, not a curated record. Bases 55 to 591 code for a protein of 178 amino acids. Gene Ontology annotation, biological process: translation. The transcript is spliced from 5 exons. NCBI's taxonomy places the organism in Eukaryota, Metazoa, Arthropoda, Malacostraca, Decapoda, Portunidae. Gene Ontology annotation, cellular component: cytosolic large ribosomal subunit; ribosome.